Messenger RNA from Thyridium curvatum, 2637 nucleotides. RefSeq lists its product as uncharacterized. NCBI's taxonomy places the organism in Eukaryota, Fungi, Ascomycota, Sordariomycetes, Thyridiales, Thyridiaceae. The record is from RefSeq and is a predicted model, not a curated record. The transcript is spliced from 2 exons. Bases 1 to 2637 code for a protein of 878 amino acids.
AUGGGCCUCGCCAGCUACUUCAAGGCGGAGAAGCCGUCUCCGCGGUCACAGCAGAGCGGCACCGCCUCGGCGGCCGUCUCCGAGAAGAACCACUCGGACCGGACGAGCAGCAAUGACCUGGAGCUCCAGACGCCGACGCCGCGGUACAGCUCGCGGCCGCAGUCCGUGUCGGCGCGGUCGUGGAAGUCGACGGGCAGCUCCAUGCUGCUCGACGACAUCAAGCACGAGGUCAUGGUCAACUACCUCUACCAGCAGCAGUGCUCGCACCUGUGGGUCGCCGACGGCAGCGGCGAGAUCGAGGGCGUGCUGCUGCGCAAGGCGCGCGGCCAGUACAUGGCCUGCCCGCCGCAGCUGGGCAGCUCGCCCUUUGCGCAGGCCUGCGCCGCGCUCAACGUCCAGUGCGCCAUGACCGUCAACUCGCGCGUCAUCAAGACCUUCCUCGCCUUCUGCCCGGACGCCGUCGACGUGCCGCUCAUGAACGGCCUGCGCGUGCAGAUCCUGCCCACCAUCGACGACCUCCCCCGCGCGCGCAAGCACCAGUUCGCCGCCUUUGUCGCCUCCGAGGGCCUCCUGGUCGUCUGGGACGACGACGCGCUGCACCUGGUCGCGCGCGCCAAGGCCAUCGAGUCGGAGCUCAUGGAGCUCGUCUGGAAGGCCGGCAGCGCCGACGACGACGACGAGAAGAACGGCGGCGCGGCCAACGAGGUCGAGAUCGACGAGGAGAGCGGCCAGAUCAAGCCCGAGAAGCGGCCGGUGCACCUGCAGAACACCGUCCUUGUCAGCCUGACCCUCAUCCUCGUCACCGUCUCCCUCGGCGCCGCCUGCCGCGAGCUGGCCCAGGAGGUCACCGUGGACCAGAACUACGUGCGCCUCGCCCUCGUCGCCCUCUUCCCCGUCCAGAUCUUCUUCACCCUCUUCUUCGCCCAGGUCAUCAUCGGCUGCCUGGCCCAGAUCUUCGGCCCCAUCCGCCAGCUCACCAUCAACUCCAAGUUCUACUCGGCCCGGCCCCCGCCGCGGCUGCAGACGGCCGCCCUGCCCCACGUCACCGUGCAGUGCCCCGUCUACAAGGAAGGGCUCAACGCCGUCAUCGCGCCCACGGUCAAGUCCAUCAAGCAGGCCAUGUCGACCUACGAGCUCCAGGGCGGCUCGGCCAACAUGUUCAUCAACGACGACGGCCUGCAGCUCAUCACCGAGGAGGACCGGCGCAACCGGAUCGAGUUCUACGCCGACCACAGCAUCGGCUGGGUCGCGCGCCCGGGCCACGGCGACAACGGCUUCGUCCGCAAGGGCAAGUUCAAGAAGGCCUCCAACAUGAACUUUGCCCUCAUGAUCUCGUGCAAGGUCGAGGACAAGCUGGCGCAGAUCCACCGCGGGCCCGAGUGGUCGCAGCACGACGAGGCCGUCGCCUACGAGCACGCCCUCAAGGAGGUGCUCGAGCAGGACGGCCGGGCCUGGGCCGACGGCAACAUCCGCGUCGGCGACUAUAUUCUGAUUAUCGACUCCGACACCCGCGUCCCCGCCGACUGCCUGCUCGACGCCGUCUCCGAGAUGGAGCAGUCGCCCGACGUGGGCAUCAUGCAGUUCUCGUCGGGCGUCAUGCAGGUCGUCCACACCUACUUUGAGAACGGCAUCACCUUCUUCACCAACCUCAUCUACACGGCCAUCCGCUACACCGUGUCCAACGGCGACGUGGCGCCCUUUGUGGGCCACAACGCCAUCCUGCGCUGGAGCGCCAUCCAGCAGGUCGCGUACGAGGACGAGGACGGGUACGAGAAGUUCUGGUCCGAGAGCCACGUGUCCGAGGACUUUGACAUGUCGCUGCGCCUGCAGUGCGCCGGGUACAUCAUCCGGCUGGCCGCCUGGGCCGGCGACGGCUUCAAGGAGGGCGUGUCGCUGACCGUGUACGACGAGCUGGCGCGCUGGGAGAAGUACGCCUACGGCUGCAACGAGCUGCUCUUCCACCCGAUCCGCAAGUGGGUCUGGAAGGGCCCCUUCACGCCCCUCUUCCGCCGCUUCCUCUUCUCCAACAUCCGCAUCACCUCCAAGAUCACCAUCAUCUCGUACAUCGGCACCUACUACGCCAUCGGCGCGGCCUGGAUCAUGACGGCCAUCAACUACUUCCUGGUCGGGUGGUUCAACGGCUACCUCGACAAGUACUACAUCGACUCGUGGAAGGUCUGGUUCUCCAUCAUCAUCGUCUUCAACGGGCUCGGCAACGUGGCGCUCGCCGUCAUGCGCUACCGCAUCGGCGAGCGCAACCUGCUGUACUCGCUGUUCGAGAACUUCAAGUGGACGCUGCUGCUGGCCAUCUUCCUCGGCGGCCUGUCGCUGCACGUGUCGCAGGCGCUGCUGGCGCACAUGUUCGAGGUCAACAUGACGUGGGGCGCGACGUCCAAGGAGGCCGAGUUCUCCAACUUCUUCAUCGAGAUCCCCAAGGUUUUGAAGAAGUUCAAGUUCUCGAUGCUCUUCGCGACCAUCUUCAUCGUCGGCAUGAUCAUCCUGGCCGUGGCGCCCUUUGUGCCCUACGACUGGCGCAUCACCGACUUUGUCGCCAUCCUGCCCAUGUCCACCGUCGCCGCCUCGCACCUGCUGCUGCCGCUCGCGCUCAACCCUGCGCUGAUGACCUUCUCUUGGUAG